GAGGGUGGCCUUCUGAUGAGCUGACAGUCGGGUUGUCAGUGUGUGAAAAUCAUCAUGGAGUCGCUAGUGAACUACAGUAGCGAAGACGAGGCAGAAAUGGAGAAUAACACAAGAAAGAGGUCGCCCAUUCCUUUAGGAUGAAUCAUCAAAGAACCGCGACGGACGAGAUGCUCGCAGAUCCGAGGAUGCCUGGCCAGGGUCAGGGAGUCAGAGUGAGGUCAAGAAGGCGCGCAAGGAUGACACAAAUUAUGAAAGUGUCCAGAUGGACAUGAGUGAGGACUCCGAUGAUGCGUCAUCGAAGGAUGGCAAAGAUGCUGCGAGUCCAAAGCCUAAGAGUCGCUCACAUGCUGAACGUCGUCGAAGUCACAGUGCAGAGAAUGAGCGUGAAACUUCACGGUACAAAUCAUCAAAGGAGCAUCGCCACUCGUCCAGAGAUCAUAGGGAGAAGGAGAGAGACAGAGAGCGCGACAGGGACAGAGAUCGUGAUCGUCCGAGGCACAGAGACAGGCACAGUGAGCGCAAAAAGAAAGACUCUCGACGUGAGCGUGAGCGCGAAAAGCACCGUCGUCGGUCAUCGUCUCGUGAACGCCGGCGGAGAUCCAGCUCGAGGGAGAGUCGUCGUGAGCGGCGUCGCUCGAGAAGUCACUCUCGUUCGCACGGACGAUCACGCAAGUCGCCAGAGAUGAAGAGCAGUCCGUCGGCGUCUGUAGUGUCGUCAGCGACAGUGGUGGUGGCGGCUGUGGCGGCCCCUGUGGCGCCGGUGAAUCCUCCGCCUGUGGCCGCGCCUAAACCCUCCUCGCCGACACUCAUUCCCACAGUGUCUCUGCCGAUGAACAGCGAACAGGCGAAGCCGGAGAGGUACGACUGGCGGACGCAGCAGCGAGUGCAGCAGCUGGAGAAGAUGGGCAUCGAUUUUAAGAAGUCAGAGACGGCGGCAAUUGAAUUGCCCAGCUACUACAAUCCUGGUGUGGUGAAUCCGUCGCGCUAUGCCGAGCAGAUGCAGAAGCGGAAGCUACUGUGGAGUCACAAGAAGGCGGACAAUGUGGAACAGGCGGCGGCCAAGUGGGAGACGGCGAAGUUUUCUCAGGAUCAGGAUGGGAAGGUGGCGUCGAAGUUCAUGAGAUUGAUGGGUAUUAAGGAUCCGCCGAAAGCGGGCGGUGGCGGCGGCGGCGGUGGUUCGGGCUCUGGCGUGGAUCUGGUGAAGAAGCAGGAGGAGCUGUUCUCCUCAAUGGAGCAGCAGUAUGAGGUGGCGAGACAGGUGACGCACACAAUGCGCGGUGUCGGCCUGGGCUUCUCAUCGCAAUCGCGCCCCUUCUGAAAGGGGGGAGCAAAUGAGAGAUUGCGUCUGCAUGCAAUAUUCCUCAGCGCCCCUGUGUAAACAAAUUUGCCAAAUUAUCUGGUUGUACCAUGUAUACUCCAUAUCUGUGUUGUCCAGAUGCGAGAUUCGGAGAGAACCAAUCUUUUGAGAAACAAUCUAUCACCGAAAA
Messenger RNA from Phlebotomus argentipes, 1487 nucleotides. RefSeq names its product arginine/serine-rich coiled-coil protein 2. The record is from RefSeq and is a predicted model, not a curated record. Bases 263 to 1318 code for a protein of 351 amino acids. Lineage: Eukaryota; Metazoa; Arthropoda; Insecta; Diptera; Psychodidae. The transcript has 5 exons.